ACUUAAAUCUUUGGAAAAUAUUGUAAAAAGCUCAAUAUUUUCUUUUCUCUUUUCUAUUCUCCCAUUUCUCGUUCUGUCUAUUAAACAAAAUCUUUUCUCUCUCUUCACUAACUCCUUUUUGUCUCUCUCUCUCUCGUAUAAAUGAGUGAGUUUGUUACUAUUACUAAUAAUAACAUCUAGUAUAAAGUAUAAUUACAAUUAUAAUCUGACAUUUGUCAUCACAUAUAAAUCUUAAUUUCUCUCAGAGAGUUUUCUCCAUCUCCUUUUCUCCCUGUGACUAUCCAAUUUCUCUGUCUAUCUCUCUCUCUCUCUCUCUCUCCAUGUUGUUGUUUUUUUCGUUUUCGUCUUCAUCUUUUUUUCCUCUGUAACUACUUUUUCACCUAAUCAUCAAACCUGAUUUGAUAUCAUUAUCAUUACACUGAUGCUUAUUCUCUCUCACUCUCUGUCUAUGGUUUUCUCUCUCUUCCAUCCCCAUGCAUCUUUCUCUCUAACUCUCUGAAUUUUAUCAUCUUUCAAUUUUUCGUUUUCUCUUUUUCAUUUUUUUUCUCUUUUUCUAUGUCAUAAUUUGAUUCUUUCUGUUUCUUUUUUUUCUAUUUCUCUUCAGUUCCUUUUUUCUAUUACUUAAUUUGUUACCUUUCUUCUUUUGUCUCUCCUCUUCUCUCUCUCUCUUUGAUCAUCAUCUUCUUCUUCUUCUUUUCGAUCUAAGGUUUUAAUCUUGUUUUCAGUUCUUUUUCUGCUGCUGUUGCUAUUCUCUGGUUGUUAGAUAACUGCAUAAAUAGCGAUACCUUGACCUACUCACCAACUUUACUCUCACUCCCAACUUACUCUUUCUUGUAACUCAUGUAAUAAACUCCUCCUUCUAUCAUCUUUCUCUCUCUCUCUUCUCAUCUAACCCAGAAAACCAGUUUGUCUGUUAUAUGUGUUUUUCUCAUCAUCAUGAGUUUCUCUCUCCAACUCUGUCUACAUUUCUCUCUUUUUUCCAUGUGACUCUAUCAUAUUUUUCUUCUUCACUCAAUAUUUAGUCUCUUUCUUCCCCACUUCUUAUUCUUCACUUUCCUUCCACGAUUUAACUCUUUCUUUUUUUCCUCUCUGUCUUUAUUAUCUUUCUUCCUGUUGUCAUAAUAUACUUUUUACUUUUCUUCUCUCUCUCUCACUUGCUCUCCUUAUUCUCUGUAAUUGCUCUUCUCUGUCUUUUAUCGUUUUUCCUGAAAUCAUUUUGAUUCUUUUUCGUUGAGAGACCGUUUUGUAUGUUUAUGAGAGAGAGAGAAAAAAAAGAAAUAAGAAAAUCAGAUCGUUCGUCACUUCGUUCUCUUUCUUUUUCCUUAUCAUCAUCAACACAACCACAGCAUUAACACCAACAUCUUCUUACCUUCUUCUUUUCAUCAUUUUUUGUUUCUUCAGAAUUGUGUCUCUGUCUAUCUUCACAAUUCUCUUUCUCUUUUGCUCCAUCUACACCCUCAAUUUGAUUCCCUCUUCUUUCUUUCUCUCUCACUCUAACAUUCUCUUUCUCUCUCGUUCUCUCGUUCUCUCUUUCUUUCUAAUUUCUACUAACUUGAAACACUCUCAAGAGGGAGUCUUUCAUGUUGAUUUGUCUUACACUCCCCUUUUCUUUCUCCCUUAAUUCUCACUUUUACUUUCUUUUUUCUCUGUCUUCAUUUUCUCUUCAUCAUCAUCAUCAUUGACAUUGUUUCUUCCCCUCACUCACUCACUCACUCUCACUCUCACUCUAUCUCUCUCUCUUUCUUUUAAUUCGUUUCUAUCUCCCUCUUUCUAUUCUCAUUCUCUCUAUUCUUUUUCUCUCAUUAUUUUACUAAAAAAAUGAGAUCGAAAGAUGAAAGAGAAAGUGAGAGAGAACAAGAUAGACAGAGAAAGUCAAGUCAGUUACUAUUGAGUCGUUAGUUGAGUGAUAACGGUGUAAACAAAUAUUUCAGUCAACAUAUACACACAGUCGUCGUCAGGAAUAAACAACAACAACAUCAACUAACAACAAUCAACCACAAACGUUUUACAUUCCAAGGAAUUAACAAAAUCAAUUUAACCUUUAUAUUAAUGUUAUAUCAUCAACUGGAAAAGAAACACCAAAAUUAUAUUUUAUUUGUUGUUAGUGAAAAUUAUAAAAAAUAUUAAUAAUAAUAUAAAAUAUUCAUUCAUCUAUAUGUUGGUGAUAUUAAUCAACUCUUCUUGUGACAUUGGUGAUUAUUACAAGUCACCUCAACAAAGACUUUAAAUCAACCAUUGGAUUAUCCUAAUCAACGACACCAACAAUCAAUCCCAAGAGUUAUUUUUCUUGUUGUAUUAUUGAUUAACUUACUCUUCUCAUCAUCAUCUUCACAUCAUCUUCAUCCUACAUCGUCAUUACAAAACUCAUUACAUCGGCUUCCAUAAGUCUGUUAGCAACAACAACAACAACAACAACAACCUAAUCAUCAUUACUCUAUUAUUUCAUCAUCAUCUUCAUCAUCUUCAUUACUACAACUUUUGUGCCUUUGAUUAUGAUUAUUGACCAAUAAUUAAUUUGAUUCUUGUUUGUUGAUUAUUUUUGUGCUUUGGACUUACAAUUAUUUUUUUAAUUUCUUCUUUUUUCUCUUCUCUCUCUUGAUUACUUGAUUACUUACUUAGAGGGAGAGAGAGGCUUGUGAUUAAUACACAACAACAACAACAACAAUUUAUUAUUAAGAGAUUAACACCAAACAUAGUUGCUAUUUUAUUUUUCACGCUCUCUCCUUUUUGUUUGUGCCUUGUCAAGAUAUAAAUUGUAUCCCUCAUCAUCUUCAUCAUCAGGCUAAUCAACACCAUCAUCAACAAUAACAACAACAACAACUCUGUGACUUGUGCAUUUUGCUUCCUUUAAGCCACAUUUCAAUUUCUUCAUCUUCACCAUCACUAUCAUCAUCAGUAAUAUUAUUAUUAUCAACUAAUUAUCAUCAUCAACAAUAAUAACAACACCCGAAUCUGAAUCAAUUUUACUUUUGUUUGUUUGUUUGUUAUUUUCUUGAUAAAUAAAUAUUAUUUUUCUUGAUAAUAGAAAGACAAUCAAUAUCUUUGAUAUUAUAUCAUCAUGAUGUCCAAUUUAAGUGAUCAUCAUAUUGAACCAUGCUUCAUGCCACCAACAGGGUGUUCAUCAAAUGAACCAAAUGGACCUACCGGUUAUGGACAUAAUCAUUUAACCUCUGCCCUUUCAUUGGCAGUUCCUUCAAUAACCAGUGCUGCAGGUCCACCCGAAACCUCUGAUACCAAAGAGGGUAUGGAUGAACUGUGUCCAGUGUGUGGAGAUAAAGUCUCUGGUUACCAUUAUGGACUAUUAACCUGUGAAUCAUGUAAAGGUUUCUUCAAACGUACUGUACAAAAUAAAAAGGUCUAUACCUGUGUUGCUGAUCGUUCUUGUCACAUCGACAAAUCCCAAAGGAAACGAUGUCCAUUUUGUAGAUUUCAGAAGUGCCUUGAAGUUGGAAUGAAAUUAGAAGCUGUACGUGCUGAUCGUAUGAGAGGAGGUCGUAAUAAAUUUGGCCCAAUGUACAAAAGAGAUCGAGCUCGACGAUUACAGAUUAUGAGACAACGUCAAAUGGUUCGAACCGGAGUGGGUUCUCAUGGUAGCGGAGGAGGUGGUGGUCAUUCAAGUAAUCAUUCAUUAGGAGAGGUGGGAUCUUCAUCUCUUGCUAUGAUUGCCUCCAAUAGUAAUGGUGGACUAGGCGGUGGGUCAAUUUACACACCGGACGGGAUCAAGCAAGAACUCAUCCAAAUUCCUCAACUUUCUUCAUCAACCUCAUCUCCCGACUCCUCGCCAACCUCUGUACCUACUACCCUUACAUCAUCAGUUUUCUCUGUCCCAGGACAUCAUUUUGGUUCAUCUUCAUCUCAGGGACAUUCACAAUCGGGUCCUGGUGGUCAUCAUCAUCCUGGUUCACUGGGUGGUGGUCAUUCUGGUCCAGGCUCAGGUGGAGCACAUGUUGACAUGGUUAAAUGGGUUCCCUCCAAUUCAAAUGUCUCCUUAGGACAAACUGGAUUACCCAAAUCACUUACCGGUAACUCAUCAUCAUCAUCAUCUUCAUCAACAACCUCAUCAACCUCUUCACCUACCGGUCACAAUGGGGCUACCGGUGGUGGUGUACCAGGUGGCGGUGGUGGACCUGGCGGCGGUAUCAAUAAUAAUAAUAACAAUAAUAAUAACGGUCCCAACGGUAAUAAUGGUACACCUACUGGUGGAUUACCGUUCCCCUAUGGAGGUCAUGGGACAAAUGAAACCGGUGGUCAACAAGGAUCAUUAAUGUCCAAUAAUAAUGGUACACAAAGUGGACCCCAAGGUUUACUGGGUAUACCAGGUCUUAAUUCAUCAACACCACCCAAUCAUGAUGGUUCUGUUGGCCCAGGCGGUCAAGUUGUUAACAAUGGUGGUGGACAUGGUGGUCGAGAUAAAAUCCCAAUAAUUGUUCGUGAACUUCAAGCAACCGCUCCCGAUGAUAACGAAUGGCGAAGCCAAUUAUUUGGACUUUUGAACAGUCAAACAUAUAACCAAUGUGAAGUCGAUCUAUUUGAAUUGAUGUGUAAAGUUAUUGAUCAAUCACUUUUUGCUCAAGUCGAUUGGGCAAGAAAUAGUAUUUUCUUCAAAGAUUUAAAGGUUGAUGAUCAAAUGAAAUUAUUACAACAUGCAUGGAGUGAUAUGUUGGUAUUAGAUCAUAUUCAUCAAAGGAUGCACAAUGAACUACCUGAUGAUACAACACUUCCCAAUGGACAAAAGUUCGAGCUAUUGGGUUUAGCUUUGCUCGGUGUUCCCUCAGCAUCCGAUAAUUUGAUUCAAUGUCAAGCCAAAUUACAGCAACUUAAAUUUGAUUCAGUUGAUUAUCUUUGUGUCAAAUUUUUGUUACUUUUAAAUCCAGAAGUUCGUGGUUUAUCAAAUUAUAAAUUGGUCGCUGAAGCUCAUGAGCAAACACAACAAGCACUUCAUCAAUAUUGUAUUGAAAUAUAUCCUCAAAUAACUGACAAAUUUCAUCAAUUAAUGGCACAACUCCCCAAUUUGAGACAAUUAACAAUACGAGGAGAGGAAUUUCUUUAUUAUAAGCAUCUUAAUGGCGAUGCCCCAUCACAAACACUAUUAAUGGAAAUGCUUCAUGCUAAACGAAAAUAAUAUUAUUCAGAGAGAAAGAAAGAGAUACUAAGGUGUGAUGAAAAAGAAGAGAAUUUUUAAAAAUUCUUUUUCACCGCCUUUCUCUUUCUCUUCUCUUUUUUUCUCCUUUGUCUCUCUCUCUCUCUCCAUGUUUUCCCCACUUUCAUCUCUCUUUGGUUACCACCACCAGACAAGAAUAUAUAUAUAAAUAUAAAGUCUCUAUUCUCUCUCUCUAUAUAUUUUAAUUAUUACCCACUCUCUCUCUUUCUCUCUCCCUUUCCUCUCUCUCUCUCUCUCUCUCCUCUCACUUGACUGAUUAAGUUAAAUUUUUUCUUCUCCAUAUCUCCUUUCGAUUAAAACUAAUUACUAACUAACAGAAUCUAUAAAUUGUUUAAUCUCGCUAUUCUUUAAUUGUGUUGCCAAAGGCUUCUCAAAAACCUCUUCUUCUCUAUCACCACAAUCAUUAUCAUCAUCAUCAUCAUCUCUUUCUCUUCUCUCUCUCUCUCUUUCCCUCUUCUCCAUCUUUAUCAUCAAUAUUGUUUUCUUUUUUUAUCCUGUGUUCCUUUGGUUUAUAUAUCCCCCCUUUCAUUUUGAAUUUACAAAUAUAUAUAUAGAUUAUUGUUGAUAAU
Molecule: messenger RNA, 5730 nt
Organism: Panonychus citri (citrus red mite)
Lineage: Eukaryota; Metazoa; Arthropoda; Arachnida; Trombidiformes; Tetranychidae
Product: nuclear hormone receptor FTZ-F1-like
Exons: 7
Coding region: 3059-5122 (687 amino acids)
Biological process (GO): tissue development; hormone-mediated signaling pathway; regulation of transcription by RNA polymerase II
Cellular component (GO): RNA polymerase II transcription regulator complex
Molecular function (GO): nuclear receptor activity; zinc ion binding; RNA polymerase II cis-regulatory region sequence-specific DNA binding
Source: RefSeq, a predicted model, not a curated record